AUGAACAACAUGGACAGCCAGAAGCCCGUGCAUACAAUCGUGCUGGACGCCGGCGCCAUUAUCAAAAACCAGCCCCCUGUGUCCACGCUACUCAACCAGUGCGAAAGCCUUGUGACGGUCCCGGCCAUCAUCUCCGAAAUCAAGGACACUACGACGAGAGCACGAGUACAGACGACCCUGCUACCCUUCCUGACUCUCCGAUCUCCAAAGCCCUCCAGUGUAAAGUUUAUCGCCGAUUUCGCGCGGAGGACGGGAGAUGGCGCGGUGCUGAGCAGGCCGGAUGUGGACAUUAUUGCGUUGGCUUACGAGAUCGAGUGUGAGCGUAAUGGGGGUGAUUGGAGAUUACGUCGGGUACCAGGGCAGAAAGGCUUGAACGGUGCACCUCCGGCGAAGACCAAUAGCCCAGAAGAACAAUCUGCUCAAUCAAAUCCACCAACCAUCCCGGCGUCUGAAGAUGAACCAACUGCCGCAUCAAACGGCACAGAACUACCCGCCGAUGUUGCAGCAGUAUCUGAGACGGUGGAGAACCUCGAAAUCGAUACAGGCGACGAAAUCCCGGAGGCCGAGCAGACCGGCACCAAACACGAUUCCGCCCUUAACUCAGAAGACAGCCACGAAGCAUCAGACGCCGAAUCCGACGGCUGGAUCACCCCUUCAAACCUCAAGAAGAAGCAAGCAGAAGAUGCCGGAUCUUCCGCCAUCCAAAGUCCGGAGCCCAAGACAAUGCAAGUCGCCGUCAUGACCACCGAUUUCGCAAUGCAGAAUGUCAUUCUUCAGAUCAACCUCAACCUCCUCUCACCAUCCUUGAAUCGGGUCAAGCAUCUCAAGACGUUUGUGCUGCGAUGCCACGCCUGCUUCCAGGUGACCAAGGAUAUGACCAAGCAGUUCUGUCCGAGAUGUGGUCAGAGCGCUUUGACGCGUGUCUCCUGCUCUACGAAUGCGAAUGGAGAGUUUAAGCUGCAUCUCAAGAAGAACAUGCAGUGGAACCAGCGGGGGAACAAGUACAGCAUCCCGAAGCCAGUUGCUGGCUCUUCGAAUGGGAAGGUCAGGGGCGGUGGUAAAGAUGGCUGGGGCAAUGAGCUAAUACUGGCGGAGGACCAGAAGGAGUAUCAAAGGGCCAUGCAAGAUGAGAAGAGAGUGAAGGCGAGGGAUCUGAUGGAUGAAGACUAUCUACCCAGCAUCCUCACCGGCGACCGAGGCAGAGCUGGCGGCCGAGUGAAAGUCGGUGCUGGCAGAAAUGUGAACUCGAAGAAGCGAUGA
Neohortaea acidophila is the source of this 1260-nucleotide messenger RNA. RefSeq names its product Nin one binding Zn-ribbon like-domain-containing protein. The transcript has a single exon. Gene Ontology annotation, cellular component: preribosome, small subunit precursor. The record is from RefSeq and is a predicted model, not a curated record. Bases 1 to 1260 code for a protein of 419 amino acids. NCBI's taxonomy places the organism in Eukaryota, Fungi, Ascomycota, Dothideomycetes, Mycosphaerellales, Teratosphaeriaceae. Gene Ontology annotation, molecular function: RNA endonuclease activity. Gene Ontology annotation, biological process: maturation of SSU-rRNA; ribosomal small subunit biogenesis.